Sphenostylis stenocarpa is the source of this 1527-nucleotide messenger RNA. NCBI's taxonomy places the organism in Eukaryota, Viridiplantae, Streptophyta, Magnoliopsida, Fabales, Fabaceae. The record is from the annotation of a GenBank genome assembly.
AUGGCUUCUCUUCUCCCUCCAACUCCAACUGCAACUGCAAUUUCCACACUUAAACACAGCCAAAUGACCUCUCCCUUGAAACUCACCACUCCACACAAUGCUACUUUCUCGCCAAACUCAAACCAUCGUUUGAAGAGCAACUCUGCAAAGUGCCAUGCACUGUUUGACGAGGUGGCCAAAGGGUUGGUGGAGAACAGUGUUGGCGUGGACCAUUUUCAAAGUAUCCAAUCAGGAAUAGUGCAGUUUGAAAGAGUGACUGAAGGCUUAUCUGACAUGCAGAGAUGGGGGGUUCUCGUGUUUGGUGGGUUGACGUGGAUUUACUUGACUGCGAGGCCAGGUGUUCUUGUUGGUGCCAUUGAUGCUUACCUUUUGGCCCCUCUUCAACUGGGUUUCGACAGUUUGGCUGGAAGGAGGAACUUGAAAAGGAGUGACUUUGUGAUCGGAGAUAAGCUUGGUGAAGGGUCUUUUGGUGUUGUCUAUUCGGGUGUUUUGGUUCCGAAGAAUGGGAAUGGGAGUGUGGAUAUGGUGCAGAAGAGGGGGAGAGGCAAGGCAACACAGGUAGAAGCCAAGUCUAAGGAUAAAGUCAUUCUUAAAAAGGUUAAGGUUGGAAUCCAAGGCGCUGAGGAGUUUGGUGAUUAUGAGGAGUGGUUCAAUUACAGGCUAUCUAGGGCUGCUCCCGAAACAUGUGCUGAAUUCCUUGGAAGUUUUGUGGCUGAUCAAACAAAUUCACAGUUUACAAAAGGUGGAAAAUGGCUUGUUUGGAAGUUUGAGGGAGAUCGUACUCUUGGUGAUUACAUGAAGGAUCGCAACUUUCCUUCAAACUUAGAAUCUGUGAUGUUUGGACGUGUCUUGCAAGGUGUUGACUCUUCGAGACGAAAUGCAUUGAUCAUCAAACAAAUAAUGCGCCAGAUCAUUACGUCUCUUAGGAAAAUUCAUGAUACUGGCAUUGUUCACAGGGAUGUAAAGCCAGCCAACUUAGUGGUUACCAAACGAGGGCAGAUUAAACUCAUUGAUUUUGGUGCAGCAACAGACUUGCGGAUUGGAAAGAAUUAUGUUCCCAACCGUACCCUUUUGGAUCCUGACUACUGCCCCCCUGAAUUAUAUGUCCUCCCAGAAGAAACACCAAGUCCACCACCAGAACCAAUUGCUGCUUUCCUUUCACCAAUCCUUUGGCAGUUAAACAGCCCCGAUUUGUUUGAUAUGUAUUCAGCUGGGAUUGUACUCCUUCAAAUGGCAAUACCAUCUUUAAGGUCCUCUGCUGCUUUGAAGAAUUUCAACUUGGAACUGAAAAACUGCGGAUAUGAUUUGAAAAAAUGGAGGGAGUAUACUCGCAUCAGACCUGACUUCCAAAUUCUAGAUAGUGAAUCUGGUAGAGGGUGGGACUUAGCAACGAAGCUUGUAUCUGAGAGAGGUUCCCUAAGAAGAGGACGUCUCUCUGCUGCCGCAGCUCUGAGGCAUCCUUAUUUUCUUCUGGGUGGUGAUCAGGCAGCUGCAGUCCUUUCAAAACUAAGCUUAAGCAGAAAGUGA